Babesia bigemina is the source of this 3602-nucleotide messenger RNA. RefSeq lists its product as hypothetical. Lineage: Eukaryota; Apicomplexa; Aconoidasida; Piroplasmida; Babesiidae. The record is from RefSeq and is a predicted model, not a curated record. The transcript has a single exon. The annotation marks the transcript as partial.
AUGGGAUUUUUGUAUCAGGUGCUUAAGGAUGUCAGCGAGAAACAGCCUUACAGUGUGGGUAAAGAAACACUAAAAAAUCUCGUAAGUAACGUAAUUAACAAACAUUUUUGCUCAGGGCACGAGGGCUUUAAAACGCUUUUCACCGUGUUGCCUGAUCGCAUCGCGGCGUAUAACAGGGAAGUGCAGGAGGGGAAUGAGAAAGUGAAGAGGCCGAUUGAUAAGCUGAAAAAUGAGAUGAAAGAGCUGGAAAAACAGGUGAGUACAAUUUUAAAUGAUAAUUCUGCGCAGGCAACUGACUUCACUGGGGAGAAGGAGCGAGUGGGCGAGCAGCUGCAGAAGUGUAAGCAGUAUGCUAAGUAUUUUAACGACGUUUUCGACUUAGACAAUUUGUAUAAUAGUCAUAUGAAAACAUCAAUUAAUGAUCUUCAUUCUAAAUUGCGUGAUAGUGUUCUUGUAUGUACCAAGACAGUAAAACAUGAGAGUGAGAGGCUUGACAAGUUGUGGAAUAAAGAAUGGACGGACUUUAGAAGUAUGAAGCGAACGGUGAGACUGACCAUGGAGAAGCUUAAAACAAGCGUUAAUGAUGCGAUUAGAGAGAAAGUUGGCAAACUUGUCAACGAUUUGAGAGAUUUGGUUGCAGGUAUUAAACGUACGCUUGAUAAAAUAUAUUUCGAUUUAGGUAACUAUGUUGCAGAUUUGCGACAGUGGAUUAGUACUGCGGAGGGGACUAUGGGAACUGCUUUAGGGAAAGUUGGCGAAAUAGUGGAGACUGUGGGAACUGGUGGCCACAAGGCAAAAAAGCAGCCUGUUGUGGAAGCCGCUAAUGCAUUGAAAGUCAAAGCAGAUGAUCUUCGUAGCAGGGCGUACAAGGCUAAGGAGCAGGUUGAGACGUUAGUCGCGCAGGCGUUAGGGGCAGUGAAAACGAUGGAUGAUGCGCUGAGGAAGAAUUUGAAAGACGUGAGGGAUGGGAUUAAAGGAGAGUUGAAUAACUAUGUCAGGGGUGGUAUGGCGGAGCAGUUGCAAUUAAAUGUCGACGAGCUAGUUAAAUCCAUUUAUGAUAAGAAUGGAGAUAAGGGCCAUUUAUACGACGUGGAAAAAAAACUGAAAGAGUAUGCUCAGAAGUUCGGAGAGAAUGGAGAACAGGGAUUUAAGAAGAUCGUGAACGAUUGGAUUGAUGACAUCUUGAAGAAAGAUGGCGUGGUGAAUCAAAGGCUUAGUGAGUAUAUUACGAAAAACAAAUCUCAUAGUUAUUUUGUGACUAGUACAUACAAAGAGCCAACAUCCUUGCAUGGGGCAAUAACGGAGGCUAUUAUGCGAAAGCUAGAGCGGGAGGUUGAGGCAGCCGUUCAAGUGGUUGCAAGUGAUAUGCAAACUGACAACGGCAUUCAGAGGAACAUUGAAGCUGUCAAAAACUGUGUGUAUACAUUCAUAAUAGGGCUGGAUGGGAAGUUGAGAAUUGGCAAAUUAGAAGUUAACUUUGUCAAAAAAGUUGUCGAGGAGGUAGAAAAUACAUUAGCGAAAAAUACCUCAAAGUCAAGUGGACUAUAUUACAGCUUAAAUUUGCAGAUUGCUGUGGAAGCCAUUCUAGUUGCACUGUAUGCCGCAGCCAGACAAGUGUACGAAGAGCUUGAAUGGUUCACAUCCGACGAUCAUUCCGAUUACAAUUUCGGCGAAGGAGUGGAAAACGCUAUAAAAGACAUUCAGGCACUCGGCGGAAAAAUAAAAAGUGCGCUAAGCGACCCUGCGCUAUCUAGCGGUCCCAGUACUCUCGGAGACAAUGUUAUGGUAGAAAUCAAUCGAAAGCUAAAUGACAAGAUUGGGAAUGAUGAAAAAGGAUCACCUUCAAAUAGAGUAACACUUCCUACAGAUACGUUCAAUGGUUAUCUAAACAGCGUUAACACGACUGGCCUUAGGGGAUCAGAUGCGGCGCUACAAGGAAAUCCAGGAGAAGGGAAACUUCCAGUAGCCAUAAAGCAAAUUGAGCAAACGAUUAAUCAUAACGAAACAUAUUUACAACAUGUCGUGAAAGAUACCAGUAAUAGUGGCGAUGUCAAAUCCGAUCUUAAGUUUUACACCGACACCUUUGAAAAAUUGUUUGACACCGUGAAGCGCGCACUAAACGUCCUCUGCGAAGCCGUAGAGAAAAUCGCCGGGAAGGGAGAUGACGCAGAGGAUGGUACCCUUAAACACGUCCUAGAAACAUUUUGCGAUCAGGCCGUUAAAGGUAUUAAUGCUAAUCAACUAACGAAAAUAUUAAACGAUCUUACCCACCUUAUGGGCAGAGAUGUGGUAACUGUCAUCGAAGCCGCCAAUAGUUUCAUCACUAAGGAAGCGUCGCAAUUUGAAGGACAAUGCGUCAAUGCACUUUAUGAACACGUGAAUUCUCAAAUAAAAGAUGCCACCUCCACCCUCACCACCGCCGCCCGCCGCAACUACGUCACCUCCAUCAAAUCCCUCCUCACCGCGUUCGCGGACAAGGUCAGCCAGGAGUUGGCGGGGUUGCCGGCGGAGAUUGAUGCGGAUCUGAGGAUCGGGUUCAAGGGGUUGAUGGGACAAAUUGGUGGUGAUAAUAACAGUAAUAUGGAGUUACUUAAGAGUCAAAAGGAUGAUAGUACAGCGUCAAAAUUAUCUUACGUUUUCAGAGUGUUCUACGGCUCAUUGCAGUUGUAUCUCGAGAAAGAAAUUAAAAGAGUUCAUGACGAGGAGAACAAAAAGAAAAAUCCUGUGCCUCCAGAUGGAGAAAGUAUGUACAUUAGUAGAGUCAAAAGUAUUUUCAACGCACUUCAAGAUUUACUCAACCACAUCACCAAGCAGAAACGGUAUGACUAUCAGGUACCGCAAAAACUAGACGAGCUAGAAUCAGCGGUAUCUCAGCUGAAACCUGACGGAUUUGAAAACACGAAUACACCGGUACUUGAUGGUUUUGUUAAGGGGCUGGGCAAAUUUAUUGACGAGUUGAGAAAUGUGUACAUCUCGAGGUAUGACAGUCAGCGUUUUGAGGGUGAUGUGGUACUUGGUAAAUACGAAAUUAGCACCUCAGGAAACAAGCAAAUUUUCGAAUCCACUGACUACGGUAGGAAGUGUUCGAAGGUAUUUUUGACUUCACUAGAGAUACUGACUCAUGACAUUGGGCAGUUAACAGCGAAGUGUGGUACGAAAGGUACUUGUGUAACCAAACUAAUAAAUUUGGAAGUUACUAAUAACCUCAUGAAUCCACUUGGCGUUUUUCUGCGUGGGUGUGGUUUUGUGGUUUCCAAAUUGCGGGAUUCUCAUGAAGGCGAGUUGAGGAACGAGGCGCGGUUCACGGGCGCGCAAAUACAAUCGACGCUACUUAAUUCUGCCAUUAAAGAAGCUGGGAAAAUCGAAACACUCAGGACAUGGAAAGAGGAGAAGAAUAGAAAGGUUACCGCUAGUGCUUCACAACAGGGCACAGUCAACAUUAUUCUACUGGACGUUAUCCAUUUCCUCUUUGGCAAACUUGAAAGCUACUGGAGAGUAUGUCACUACUACAUCCCUUCACAUCCGAAAACGCCGUCCAACGUAUAUCAAAUGCUUCAGUGGCUCGACGGCCUGUGGCUCAAUCCAGCACUCACUUCCGUUUA